Lottia gigantea (owl limpet) is the source of this 171-nucleotide messenger RNA. RefSeq lists its product as hypothetical. Lineage: Eukaryota; Metazoa; Mollusca; Gastropoda; Lottiidae. The record is from RefSeq and is a predicted model, not a curated record. The transcript has a single exon. Gene Ontology annotation, molecular function: protein dimerization activity. The annotation marks the transcript as partial.
GAAGAGGUACGGCUACGAAUUAACGGACGUGAACGCGAGCGAAUGCACGAUCUAAACACAGCAUUGGACAGCCUAAGACAAGUUAUGCCUUACUCUCAAGGACCCUCGGUGAAAAAACUGUCCAAAAUGUCCACAUUAUUGUUAGCCAGGAACUAUAUAGUGAUGCUGACU